CCGCAACACGCCUGGCCAGGUCCGGGGUCGUGCUGGCGCCCUCGUCCGGCCUGAACUUCACCUUCGAACUCGCAGGGGGCGCGCUCCGGAUUGCAGCGCCCGUCGCGCCGACACUGCAGGAGCUCCUCCACCGCAGCGUGGCCGACGGGCCGCCCGAGCUGGCGCCUCCGCCUCCCGUGCCGCGCCGCCUGAGCUCGGAGUUCGGCGUGCCCACGCUCCACCUCGCCCGCGCGGCAGAGGCGCAGAUCGACCUGGACGGGUCGCAGCCCGUGCAGGCCUUCCAGCCCUCGAGCGAGUUCCAGGGCGGCAGCUCCGAGCUCCGCGCCCGGGCGGCCGCGGACCAGGGCCUGCCGCCGGGCAUCUCGUCUCCCGUGGUCGGCGCGAACUCGCCGGUCUGGCAGAACCCGGUGGACGAGUACCCCGGGUUCGACCUGCCGAAGGAGGUCGCCUACUCCCUGGAGGCCGGCAACGUGAUCAAGAGCUACAGCAGCGCUCAGCAGGACGUGAAGCUCCUCACCCAGGUGUUCCAGAACAUCUCAAGCGGGUUCUACCUGGAGUCCAACGCUGGCGACGGUGAGUUCAACAGCAACACGCUGCUUCUGGAGAUGAUGGGCUGGCGCGGUCUGCUUCUGGAGCCGCGCGUGGUCGAGUACUUGACGCUGUGGUCAAAGUUCCGCAAAGCGUGGCUCUUCUUGGGCAGCAUCUCCCCCCAGACGCCGCGCCAGCACCACGAGGCUGGCACACACAGCAUCAUGGUUGGUUUCGACACGAGCGGGAAGGUCGACCAGUUGAGCGGUCACAAGGUGCCCACAUACCCGAUCUACGACUUCAUGUACCAGAUGGGUGGGAGGAAGACUGUCGACUUCUGGUCAUUGCGCAAUGGCGGGUUUGAGGCAGAGACGCUGAACGCGACCUUCAACGGCACGACUGAUAAUUGCACUGGGCAGGGCAUCACGUUUGGCGUUAUCAUGGUGAGUAUCCAGGAGCGCUUGACGGGGCGCGGCAACGACGACUGGGUGGUGUCGCAGUCGAGGGACCUCGCCGAGCAGCGAAUAUUCUCGAUUCUUGUGUACACGGCUGGGUAUAGUUUCAUUGGCGGCCUCGACCCGCAGUGGAUAAACACAGUCGUCCCGCGUUACCGCAACUCGGACUACGUGUUCGUGUGCCCCAGCUACUUCGAGCAGAAGGGACUCGCCGUGCCUGCAGCCAUCAAGUCGGCGCCGCCGCCUCCGCUGCCCCUCGGCGCGGGCGCCUGGGACGGCUUCGACUCGUGGGACCCUGGCCUCACCCAGGACCAGGAGGUCGCGGCAGUCCAGAGCUACAUCGAGCUGAGCAGGACCGCCGCCGCGCCUGCGGAGCUCGUCCCGCGGGCGCACAGGACUCAGGAGGUCGUUCUGCGCUGACCGCCGGACCGCCGGUGAGGUGCGCCGGACCGAGGCUCGAGGCUGGCCUUGUUUUGCCCAGCUGCUGUGGACCCCUUUGGCCACCUUUGCCGCGCGCGCGGACUUGCGUGUGGGUCAGGGACUGCCCGAGGCGUUUGGAUCGGGCCGCCUGGAUCACCCUUCUCCCCUUCCUACC
Molecule: messenger RNA, 1578 nt
Organism: Prorocentrum cordatum
Lineage: Eukaryota; Dinophyceae; Prorocentrales; Prorocentraceae
Source: the annotation of a GenBank genome assembly